Molecule: messenger RNA, 3354 nt
Organism: Mollisia scopiformis
Lineage: Eukaryota; Fungi; Ascomycota; Leotiomycetes; Helotiales; Mollisiaceae
Product: kinase-like protein
Exons: 3
Coding region: 1-3354 (1117 amino acids)
Biological process (GO): protein phosphorylation
Molecular function (GO): ATP binding; protein kinase activity
Source: RefSeq, a predicted model, not a curated record
AUGUCGUACUCCAAUAGUGGUGGUGGGACUCUCACAUUGCCGUCGCCGACACAUCCACAUCACGUCGAUGCUACGGCUAUCGCGAGAACUAUUAGGCGAUCACUUUCACGAUCUCCAUCGAAGUUCAGACUUGUUACCAAGUCCCCAAGCUCCUCACCAAAAUCGCCUCUUUCACCAUCGCCUCCGAAACGCCAUUCCUCGCAGCCUGCCCUCUCCGUUAGUACACCGGCAAACGCCCCUCAUACUCCUUCUCCGUUGGCUGUGCCUUUUCCUCCAAGCGCAAAAUUAGCACUUCGAUCUUCGACCCGCACUUCAAAGUCUGCCCCUCCUCGGCCUUCUUCUCGUACUCGAACAUCACCCAAAAGUCCUAUGAAGCGGGCUCUGAGCCAGACCUCCGAUACCGGCAAUAGCUUCCCAAACUCAUCCCAAGGAUCCGCUGGUGGACAAGAGAAUAGCAGAAGCCCAGUCGAACGCAAGAGCUUUGAGCGAGUUGGAAAGAUGGAAACUUCGGGGCCUCUUAAUUAUGCUCUGUCGAGACUUGGAGGCGACGGUGCUUGCGACACUCCAACGGGCUCUUCGACUUCGAGUCCUCUGAAGCGAAGUGAUGCGAUUAUGAACCUAGAUCAGGCGAGCCUUGGAAGCCCAGUUGCCAAGAGGAGAUCUCUCCACGGAUCUGCGAGCUUCGGUCAGGACUUCAACGUGUUUGAUCAUGGUCCAGCACCAUCAUCUAAUUUCGACAUCCAUGACGACUCUAAUCAUGAGUACGAACUAUCGACAGCAUCAAUCACAUCAGACAACCCGCUAGCUUUUACUUCAAUGCCAAGAAGAUCUUCAUCAUUGCGCAAAUCGACACUCCAGCAACGACAUGGCGAGAAGACAUCUUGGGGUCGAAGAGCAGCUGCACAAGCACUUGCUGCGCAGCAGUUAGCCAAUUCUGUGCCUGAAGUAUCAACACCUGUUCAAACGAAGAAUCGGCCACGACUGUCCUUGGACCAGUUCAUGCCGCCGAUGCCACGAGACAGCCCCUUCUCCAGUCAGGCCAGCCUUCCAAACCCAUCCGCUCAUGUUAUGAAUCCACCUGCACACCAGCCUCAUCCCUUGUCGCGAACCAUGACUACCUCGUCAUCGAGUGGCAGCAUUGCAGACGACUCGCCAACUCACGUUCCGGUCCAUUUCGGUGAGAAGACCAGACCCAAGAUCGACUUUUCCAAGUCAAUGCCCGUGGGUGCCUUGAGACCAUUUGCGGCAGACUUGUAUUCCCGUGAUGAGGAGACCUUCGCAACGCCUCAAAAUUACAAGAAUGUUAAGCCACACCCUGCUGCCUUUGCAUCUACUGGUUUGAUAUCAAAGAUGAACAAGAAUCCAGAGGAACCUCGAGUGACUCGUGGCAAAGCUGUUCCAGACACGCCUUGCAAGAAGCAGACCAAUGUAUUUGCUACCUAUCCUGCUGCACCCAUGCCAGGAAGCGCUCUUGUCAAAGCUAGACAUGUUCGACACUCGUUUGGUACCCCAUCCACUCCAUUCAAUCUUCACGGAAACACGCCUGCUCAGGGCACUUUCGGUAACGGAAGCAGCGUUUUUGGUGGAGCAUUCCCGGGUCGUGGUCUUACGAGACGUGGUAGCUUCUUGAGCAUUGACGGAGAUGAACUUGGAGGAUCUCCUGAUGCCAAAGGAGACAGCCAAUCUAAUGGAGAAUACGACCUACCACCAACUCCAACAAAGCAGGCUCUGGUACAGCAACAGUACAGUGGAAGUCCUAGUCACCACAGGAGUUUCCCGCCUUCUGUUUCAGCUGUUGGCCUGGGACUGACGAAGAAGGCUCAAAGAACUAGCAGUAAGUUAAACCCAUUCAGUAAUUCGAGUCCCAUUGCAGAAACAGAGGAACACGAUGGAUCACCUGAUCCGUACGAGUCUCCCACUGUUGCACAUGUUCGGAACCAGAAGUCUACAGAUCCGGCAGUGCCAUUCAGCAGAUUACGGAAUCAGCCCAGUCCAUUGGAGCGUGUAGAUUUCUUUGAGAGGCUCUCUCCCCAUACGCCUCAAGACAACAUGGUACCUCCUGAUCCUAGUGGUCUGACUAUCUCAAACCCUCGAGAUGGCCAGGCUGCGAAAGGUGCUUCCAUGCCGCCACCCGCCACGCCGACAGCAGGUCGAGACCAGUUUUCGAAAAUUGCAGAUCGACGACUCAGUACAACUCCAAUCAGCAAUUUUGCAGCUGCCGAUGUAGACGAUGCUCUUCUCUCCAGGUUCGAAAGGGUAGAACUGGUCGGCAGUGGAGAAUUCUCCCAGGUCUACCGAGUGACGAAAAUCAUCCCAACCACCAACCCAAACCAACUCUUUUUCCCGAGCUCGACCACUACACCCCAAUCGCAAUCACCAGCCUCUACUUUGGAACGAGUUUUUGCAGUCAAGAAGACACUACAGCCUUAUGCAGGCAUCAGGGACCGUCAGAGGAAACUGCAGGAAGUCAAUGUGCUUAAAGCACUUGGCAAAUCUGAUUAUGUCGUAUCUUUCCUUGACAACUGGGAGGCCAACAACCAUCUUUACAUUCAAACUGAGUAUUGUGAAGAAGGUAGCUUGGACCUGUUCCUCGAACGAGGAUUGCAGCACAUUCACGAUUCAGGAUUCAUUCAUUUGGAUUUGAAACCUGCAAACAUUCUCAUCACGUUUGAGGGUGUGUUGAAGAUCGCAGACUUUGGACUUGCCUGUACCUGGCCAGCACCACCCAACCAUGACGGAGAAGGUGAUCGCGAGUACAUCGCUCCCGAGAUCUUGAAAGGUAUCCUAGAUAAGCCAGCCGACAUUUUCUCUUUCGGUAUGAUCAUGGUUGAGAUUGCUGGCAACGUUGCUCUCCCCGAAAAUGGUCCUAGCUGGGCCAAACUCCGUUCUGGUGAUCCUAGCGAUGCUCCCAGUCUUACCUGGAUUAGCGAGAGUGUCCUACCAAGAGAUGCAACUGGCAUGGUCAUUGACGAGGGCGACUCCAUGGACACCACCUUCAGUGACGACUUUGAUGUAAGCUUUGGAUCUCCAACUCUGAGCAGCCGCAGACGAAACGCUGGAAGCAAGACUCAUUCUCACGACCCUGCCAACCUCUUCGGCACAUUGAGAAGAGGUGAGCUCCACAAGGCACCAGCAUUCAUGAAGAAUAGCCAACACGAAUGGUCUAUGGACAAUUUGGUUCGUGCAAUGCUCCAGCCAGUUCCGGGUAUGCGACCAAAUGUUGGUCAAAUCCUGGCUGCAGGUGGUCUUCAGUGGGUUGAGCCUCGUCGGAGAGCCGGUGCCACUGUAUUCGAAGGCGACUGGGGACCAGCAGAUGAACUCUUGGCUGACGAUGCUGAGAUGAUGGAUGUCUGA